Molecule: messenger RNA, 783 nt
Organism: Radiomyces spectabilis
Lineage: Eukaryota; Fungi; Mucoromycota; Mucoromycetes; Mucorales; Radiomycetaceae
Exons: 4
Coding region: 118-474 (118 amino acids)
Biological process (GO): spliceosomal snRNP assembly; RNA processing
Cellular component (GO): U1 snRNP; spliceosomal tri-snRNP complex; catalytic step 2 spliceosome
Molecular function (GO): RNA binding
Source: RefSeq, a predicted model, not a curated record
AAAAACUUUUAGGCCCCUUCGAAAUAGCAGUCACUAUGUCGACGUUUUGGAAGUGACAAAAUCGUUUCUCAAGGCCGAAGCACACCCGUCUCUCUUUAGAAAAACGAUCUUGGCACGAUGAAGUUGGUCAGAUUUUUGAUGAAAUUAAACAAUGAGACAGUCUCUGUCGAAUUGAAAAAUGGCACCAUCGUACACGGCACCAUUACAGGUGUUGACAUGAGCAUGAACACACACUUGAAGGCAGUCAAAAUGACCGUGAAGAGCAAAGAUCCCGUCAAUCUCGAUUCCCUCAGCAUUCGUGGCAACAAUAUUCGUUGCGUUAUCUUGCCCGACAGUCUUCCAUUAGAUACAUUGCUGAUUGACGAUACACCCAAGGCAAAGUCCAAAAGCAAAGAUGGUCCAGCAGGUCGUGGUCGUGGUCGUGGUAUGGUGCGCGGCCGUGGUGGAAGAGGUAGAGGCAGAGGUGGUCGUUAAGAACAACCUGACCAUACAAAAGAGACGAAAACCCCUAUUUGCAAGCAACGAACCUUUUUUUUUAUCCAUUCGCCUUAUAAAUAAAAAUACACAGACAAAAACUAGGCAGCACCCUAUCCAACGUUUUUAGUAUCAUGGUUGUGAUUGGUUUUCUUAAUUUAUGAACCAUUCACACAUCUUCUCGUUUUGUCUCCUAUCCAAGUCCUGGAAAUACUGGUGAACCGGUUCCACGCGCACGGGUGAUGGUUACUGAAAGCAUCUCGUAGUUACUGUAUACGGAAAUGAAGAAAGAGGUCUCAAAAAAGCUUG